AUGGUUCAAUCCUCCAUUCUCGGCUUCCCCCGUAUGGGUCGCCUCAGAGAGCUGAAGAAGGCUACUGAGGCUUACUGGGGCGGCAAGAUCUCUCGCGAUGAGCUUCUCAGCGAGGGUAAGAGACUCCGUCUGGAGCACUGGCAGAUCCAGCAGAAGGCUGGCGUCGACCUCAUCCCCAGCAACGACUUUGCCUUCUACGACCAGGUCCUGGACCACAUCCAGCUGUUCGGAGCUAUCCCAGAGAGAUACUCCAAGUAUGGCCUGCACCCGGUUGACGAGUACUUCGCCAUGGGCCGUGGCCACCAGACGCCCGCCAAGGACAACGAGCCAGCUGUCGAUGUCCCCAGUCUUGAGAUGGUGAAAUGGUUCGACUCAAACUACCACUAUGUCAAGCCAACCCUGCAGAACAGCCAGGAGUUCAAGCUGUCUGCCAACCCCAAGCCAGUUGUCGAGUUCAAGGAGGCCAAGGAGGCCGGCAUUGUCACCCGCCCAGUCCUUCUCGGACCCGUCUCUUUCCUUGCUCUCGCCAAGGCUGACCGUGGUCAGACCGUUGACCCAAUCUCUCUCAUCGAGAAGCUCGUCCCUCUCUACGUCGACCUUUUGGCCCAGCUCAAGGAAGCUGGUGCUGACUCCGUCCAGAUCGAUGAGCCGGUCUUGGUCUUUGACCUCAAGGAUGCCGUCAAGGCUGCCUUCAAGCCUACCUACGAGAAGCUCGGUGCUCUCGGAGACAAGGCCCCCAAGCUCGUCUUCACCACCUACUUCGGCGACAUCGUCCACAACAUUGACGUUCUCGCCCACCUCCAGAAUCUCCACGCCAUCCACAUUGACCUUGUCCGCAACCCUGAGCAGCUCGAAACCGUCAUCGGUGCUCUUGGACCCAAGCAGGUCCUCUCCGCCGGUGUCGUCGACGGCCGAAACAUCUGGAAGACCAACUUCCACAGGGCCAUUGAGAUUGUUGAGCUCGCCAUCCAGAAGCUUGGAAAGGAGCGUGUGAUCGUUGCCACUUCAAGCUCUCUCCUCCACACCCCCCACACUCUCGAGAGCGAGAAGAACCUCGAUCCCGAGGUCCAUGACUGGUUCAGCUUCGCUGUCGAGAAGGCCAGCGAACUGGUUGUCAUCGCAAAGGCUGUUACUGAUGGCCCAGCUUCCGUCCGUGAAGCUCUCGAGGCCAAUGCCAAGUCUAUCCAGGCUCGUGCCUCCUCCAAGCACACUAACGACCCCAAGGUCAAGGAGAGACAGAACGCUGUCACCCCAGACAUGCACAAGCGCAAGUCUGAGUUCCCUGCCCGUAUUGCCGUCCAGCAGAAGGAACUUAACCUCCCCAUGUUCCCAACCACCACCAUUGGUUCUUUCCCCCAGACCUCUGAAAUCCGCGUUCAGCGAAACAAGUUCACCAAGGGUGAGAUCUCUGCCCAGGAGUACGAGAAGUUCAUCGAGAAAGAGAUCCGAGAUGUCGUCAAGAUCCAGGAGGAGCUCGACUUGGACGUCUUCGUCCACGGUGAGCCAGAGCGUAACGACAUGGUCCAGUACUUUGGUGAGCGUUUGACCGGUUACGUCUUCACCACCCACGCUUGGGUCCAGAGUUACGGCUCCCGAUGCGUCCGCCCGCCAAUCAUCGUUGGUGACAUCUCUCGCCCAGCUCCUAUGACCGUCAAGGAGUCCAAGUAUGCUGCUUCUAUCUCCAAGAAGCCAAUGAAGGGUAUGCUCACUGGCCCCAUCACCUGUCUCCGAUGGUCCUUCCCCCGUGACGAUGUCCACCAAUCCAUCCAGGCCCAACAGCUCGCCCUUGCUCUCCGUGACGAGGUUAUCGACCUCGAGGCUGCUGGUAUCUUUGUCAUCCAAGUCGACGAGCCUGCUCUCCGUGAGGGUCUCCCUCUCCGUUCUGGAGCUGCCCGCGACGCCUACCUCAAGUGGGCUGUCGACUCUUUCCGCCUCGCCACCUCUGGCGUUGCUGAUGGCACCCAGAUUCAUUCCCACUUCUGCUACUCUGAGUUCCAAGACUUCUUCCAUGCCAUCGCUGCCCUCGACGCUGAUGUCCUCAGUAUCGAGAACAGCAAAAGUGACGCUAAGCUUCUCAAGGUCUUCGUCGACGAGACUUACCCCCGUCACAUCGGCCCAGGUGUCUAUGACAUCCACUCUCCUCGUGUCCCCAGCGAGGAGGAGAUCAGAGCCCGCAUCGAAGAGAUGCUUCAGUACCUCCAACCAGAGCAGCUCUGGAUUGACCCUGACUGUGGCUUGAAGACUCGCAAAUGGCCCGAGACCAAGGCCGCCCUUAUCAACAUGGUCAAUGCUGCCAAGUUCUUCCGCCAAAAGUACUCCAAGUAG
Molecule: messenger RNA, 2325 nt
Organism: Microsporum canis CBS 113480
Lineage: Eukaryota; Fungi; Ascomycota; Eurotiomycetes; Onygenales; Arthrodermataceae
Product: 5-methyltetrahydropteroyltriglutamate-homocysteine methyltransferase
Exons: 4
Coding region: 1-2325 (774 amino acids)
Molecular function (GO): 5-methyltetrahydropteroyltriglutamate-homocysteine S-methyltransferase activity; zinc ion binding
Source: RefSeq, a predicted model, not a curated record